UAUUUUGAAGAUGUAGGACUGUGCAGAUAGACUGUUUUGUUGUCUGAGGAGCUUCUGAACUGUUGGAGAACCAGAACGUUCCGACGGAGUUCUGCUGCUUAACUCGAAGGUUUUCCUGAUGGAGUCUCUGCCGGUGAGGAGGAGGUCAUGUCUGCUGCGGCUCAGAGAGAACUGUCCUUUCAGGAACCUCCGCAGGAGAACUUACGAUGUGUCAGCAGCAGCCUCCUCUCAAACUGGUCCAAACUGGAAUAACAUCAGGCUGCCCGCUACCAACCAGCCAAUCAGCACAAUCUAUUCUCCAGACGAAUCAGAGGCCAGCGUUGACAUGGAAGAAAGUCCUCCACCUGUAGAAAAUCAGCAGAACCAGCAGCAGAAUCAGCAGAACCAACAGCACAAUCCAGACAACAGAGAUGAAGAUUGUAUGGAACUCGAUGAUGUUGACCCUGAAACUGGAGAGCGAGCACAAGGAUGACCCCGUCCCUACCUGUCAGUCACUGCUGCCCCGCCCCCAUACAGAUACACCUGGAUUUGUCUCUGUGUUUUACCAUGAAUACAAGGAACUUGAAAGCUGAGAGAUUUAACUUUUUCCCUGCUGUCACCUGAAUCACCUGUGCUCACCUGCAGCAGGUGUCUGAAGUUCCCAACAGACUUUAAUAUGGUUGUAUCUAAAACGGUCAACCUCUAGUUUAAAUGUCUGUCUUCUGACAGAAUUAAUUUCAGGUCUGAUGUUCUCCUAUAAACAGUUAUCAGUU
Messenger RNA from Amphiprion ocellaris (clown anemonefish), 752 nucleotides. RefSeq lists its product as uncharacterized. The record is from RefSeq and is a predicted model, not a curated record. Bases 119 to 472 code for a protein of 117 amino acids. NCBI's taxonomy places the organism in Eukaryota, Metazoa, Chordata, Actinopteri, Pomacentridae. The transcript is spliced from 3 exons.